UCAGUUUCAAAAAGAAGAUGGAACCAUUAACACUGUUGGGCGAAGUUCAGAUAUUAGCAGUAGCCAAUUUCUCAAAUUAUCCUUUCUACGCUAGCAUGUGGGUAAAGUGUUGGCCUCACAGAAUGCAGUGACAUUGAAUAUUAUUAGAAAAAAGUGUGAACAUGUCCUAGUUCGUGUAGAAACGUGCUUUGAUCGUUGGUUUCAAUUCAUUAAGUUAAUAAAUUUCUAAACAAUCUUGUUAUGUAAAUUGUUUGCAUGUUAAUGUGUUGUGUAACAAGGGAACGAUUGCGAAUAUGACCAAUAGCAGUUGUAAUGAAACAGUAGCAGAUUGGGAGUACGCCAAACAGGGCAUCGUCAUGUGGCUGAAUAAUAAUCCUGAAAGGGCGGAGGAACACUUCAAAAGGAAGCUGGAUAGGACAAUAGUGUACUCAAGUUAUACAUUUACAACUGUGAUGAAUGCGGUCAUUUCUUAUGAAAUGGAGAAAAUUGAAAUUGCUCAGGAUAUGCUCCGGGACCUAGAAAAACGAUGCACUCCUACAACAGGAUGGAUUCAAACAUUACGAACGAGAAUUUUCGGACAAGAUUCGACCUUGAAACCCACUGGUGACAUGCUAGAAGAAAAAAUAAUCAUUGCAGACGCUCUCAUGUGCUCUGCAAUAUUGACUCUUCUUACACAGGACAUAGGCGGUUUCAUGAAAGGAAGCUGGCUGCUGCGGAGAGCUUGGAAAAUUUAUGAGCAACUGUACGGGCAAAUAUAUAGUCUUUACAAGUCUAUAUCGCAGAGGAACCAGGAAGCAACAGAAAAUACAUCAGAACCAAUUACUCCUUCAGACGUCAGCCUAAACACAAAUAUUUCGACGAUUCCUCAUAGCCAAUCACAUCACUCCAAUUUUACCUCAUCAAAGAAAUGUACAAUUCGGACACAUCGUAAUACAGGCAAUAUUUCACGAACCUCCAAUCGACAGCAUUCGGUUUCAACAAUAUUCCCUGCAGAAAAGCUUAGAUCUCCCGUUUCCAAGCCCUUUAGUAAUGAGCUCUCUUUACAAGGAAGCUGUAAUAGUAGAAAAUCAUCUGAUCAGCCGUCCAGAGAUAAUCUCCAUUUGAAAUUACAAUCGAAUCAGAGCAAUGGGUUUCUUCACCAAGUGCCAUUAUCUUGCCCAGAACCGAUUCCAAGUCCAAUGACAAUGGAGCCACCUUUUCAAACAAGUGAUAUAGACUUAAGAACUACAAAACGUUUGAUGGGAGCCGUGAGUUUUGGCUUUGGAAUUUUUCAACUAAGUGUAUCCUUAUUACCACCUAAUCUACUGAAGUUGAUUAACUUCCUAGGAUUUGAAGGCAAUCGAGCGAUGGGCAUAGCUUGUUUGAACUAUGCAAGAAGUACGGAAGAUAUGCGGGCGCCACUUGCAACACUCGCACUCUUAUGGUACUACACGAUCGGUGCCCAGCUAUUCCAUGCCAAUGAAACCCAGUUAUCGAACGAAAUAGAAGCCGCGCGCCAAUUGCUGAGGGAUUCACGUCCUGAAUAUGCAACGUCUGCCAUAUUCUUGUUUUUCAAUGCAAGGUUGAAGAGAUUGCAGGGUAAGACAGAUGUAGCGGUUGAUCUGUAUGAUGCUGCCUACCGAAUGUCCGUUCAGAGAGAACUGAAAAUGCUGUGCUUGCACGAAGUCGGUUGGUGCCGGCUGAUCCACCUUGAUUUCGGAAAUGCAAUGCUUCAUUUUCAUGAAUUAAAAUUGGCAAGCAGUUUCUCCAAAAGUUUUUACACUUAUAUGACGACAAUAUGUCAAGGUGCCUUUGGUCGAUUCGAAAAUUUAACAAAGCUAAAAUCUGAAAUUAUGAUCAUGAUAAGCAGAAAUAACAAGGAAACCCAAAUUAACAAAUUCAUCUUGAGGCGAAUCGAUAAGUUACCAUCCUCGGAUAGUGACCGAAACAUGUUCGACGUGCAGUAUUGGAAGUUCUUUGUUUAUGAAAUGCUUUUUCUGUGGAAUACCUUGCAUAAUUGUCCGAAGGAAGUUAUUACUGCAAUCAUUUCGGAUUGCACCACGGCUCCCGGCGCUACCAAUGAACCAUCCAUAGGUCUAGCAAAUCUAAUACUAGGCGCUUGCAAGAUGCAUUUACAUCAAUUAGACGGUGCUAUGCAAGACUUCAGGGAGUGUAUUCGAAAGCGAGUGAAUGUUACAGAAGAUAUAUAUAUUUCAGCCUACGCAAAUUACGAGUUAGCCGUGAUCCUGUUAAAACAGCGCAAUGAAAGAGCCAAGCAAGAAGCAAAAAAUUUACUGUUAAAUGUUCAAACUUUAUAUAAAAAUUAUGACUUUGAAAGCAGAUUAAGUGCUCGAGUGUAUGCAAUGCUCAAACAUCUGUAGUUAAUGAUAAAAUACAAUAUUCUAAUAUUUCUUAUGAUUCUAUUUUAAGAAACAGAUCUUAUAAUCUUCCAGAUGCAAUGUUAUUUUCAUAUACGACCAAAAUCAGCGCAACGAAAUCAAUAAAAGAAAAGCAAUAGAUACGUAUGUCAAACUAUUUUGUCAGUAAAUAAAAUGCCUUUUAAG
Hermetia illucens (black soldier fly) is the source of this 2543-nucleotide messenger RNA. RefSeq names its product tetratricopeptide repeat protein 39C-like. NCBI's taxonomy places the organism in Eukaryota, Metazoa, Arthropoda, Insecta, Diptera, Stratiomyidae. The record is from RefSeq and is a predicted model, not a curated record. Gene Ontology annotation, biological process: cilium assembly. The transcript has 10 exons. The coding region runs from base 294 to 2360 and encodes 688 amino acids.